This is a messenger RNA of Schistocerca gregaria, 634 nucleotides long. RefSeq lists its product as uncharacterized. NCBI's taxonomy places the organism in Eukaryota, Metazoa, Arthropoda, Insecta, Orthoptera, Acrididae. Bases 26 to 361 code for a protein of 111 amino acids. The transcript has 2 exons. The record is from RefSeq and is a predicted model, not a curated record.
CCGGAUACAAUGGCCUGUGCUUUGCAUGCGCGGCCCGGCGCGCCGGCUGCCCGCCGUCGCGGACGCCCUAAUAAGACAACGCCGGGGCCACCCCCGUCUCCGGAAGCAGGGGCGCGCCUGCCUCCGAUGGAAUCCUCCUCACAGCGAAAAACUGCCAGUGGUUCCACUUGGAUCAUCCGUUUACAAGUUCAUCUCUAAAAUAAACGCCUUGUCUGGACCAGGACUGAUGUGUCACUGGGUUUUCCCACCUUCAGUGGAGGACAGCAGAAGAAUGACGUCAGAGCCCCAUCGGAGCGUCGCAGCGGCUGCGGUCGCCGGUCGCCACCCACGUAGGGCAACAGAGGCAGGCGAGGUGAGGUGAGGUGAGGUGAGAGAUGCUGCGCGCCCGGAGCCCACACCUACGCCCUGUCCUUUUAUAUUACCUCGCGGUCGACCUCUGGUUACGCACGGGCAUUCUGCUAGGCGUUUUCCGGGAGAUGCACUGAAGAAUCCAGUACGUGCCAUAACGAAGCAGUCAACGAAAAUGGGAUGUGGGCGACCGUGGACAUGUAAACUCUGCUGAAGAGAGGUUUCAUGGACUAAAUUCGCGUAAGUGAACGUCAAGUCACAGUAGGCGCUUUCAUAAAGCAAUACC